GUGCUGUUGUUGCUACACAGAGACCUGGGCAGCUCAGGUGCUCUGUGCUGAAAUCACUGAUUUUUAACCAACCAGUUCCAGGAAAAGGACCUUCAAUCAGGAGAAUUGGUCGCUGCUGUUUCCUUGCUGCAUUGGAAGGGAAAUAAUGCUCCAUUCCACGCUGGCCUUGUCCCUKCUGCUAAUUGCAGUCACUUCCAACCUUGCGAUGGCAAUUAAAAAGGAAAAACGGGCACCUCAGACACUGUCAAGAGGGUGGGGAGAUGAAAUUACCUGGGUACAAACUUACGAAGARGGGCUUUAUCAAGCAAAGAAAAGUAACAAGCCACUGAUGGUAAUUCAUCACUUGGAAGACUGUCAAUACUGCCAAGCACUGAAGAAAGCUUUCGCAGAAAAUGAAGAAAUACAGGAAAUGGCCCAAAAUAACUUCGUUAUGCUGAAUCUCAUGCAUGAAACCACAGAUAAAAACCUGUCACCUGAUGGACAAUACGUGCCUCGAAUCAUGUUUGUAGACCCUUCUCUSACAGUCAGAGCUGAUAUCACAGGAAGAUACUCCAACCGGCUUUACACCUAUGAACCACAGGACAUGACGUUCCUAAUAGAGAACAUGAAGAAAGCACUACGCCUCAUUCAGACAGAACUGUAACCAGCAACAGUGAAAUGACCAUAACCUCUACAUGAUGAAGCUGCACCUCUCUGUCUCUACUUGCAAACUGAACUUUUACCAAGCUGAUUUGGUAUACCAGAAUCCAUAAGAAAUGUAUACAUACAACUUGGAGAACAAACAUAGAAAGACUAUCACACCCAUUUGGGAAAAAAGAAGAGAAAUAUAUUCAAGACUUUGAAAUUAAUUACCUAAAUUACUGAAAAUGAUGAUUUAAAGUGCAGCAAAUUUGAGCUGUGUUUUAGCAAU
Malurus melanocephalus (red-backed fairy wren) is the source of this 910-nucleotide messenger RNA. It is a transcript of the gene AGR3, whose product is annotated as anterior gradient 3, protein disulphide isomerase family member. Lineage: Eukaryota; Metazoa; Chordata; Aves; Passeriformes; Maluridae. Gene Ontology annotation, cellular component: endoplasmic reticulum. The transcript has 8 exons. The record is from RefSeq and is a predicted model, not a curated record. The coding region runs from base 146 to 643 and encodes 165 amino acids. Gene Ontology annotation, molecular function: dystroglycan binding.